Messenger RNA from Aspergillus mulundensis, 1557 nucleotides. RefSeq names its product tyrosine protein phosphatase LTP1 (gene ltpA). The record is from RefSeq and is a predicted model, not a curated record. Gene Ontology annotation, molecular function: protein tyrosine phosphatase activity. Gene Ontology annotation, biological process: protein dephosphorylation. NCBI's taxonomy places the organism in Eukaryota, Fungi, Ascomycota, Eurotiomycetes, Eurotiales, Aspergillaceae. The coding region runs from base 1 to 1557 and encodes 518 amino acids. The transcript has 4 exons.
AUGGCACCCCCCUUCCCCUCCGCGACUCGCACAUGGCACUCAACCUCCUAUUCCUCAAUCUCCCCUACACGCCCUGAGCUCUCUGCAAGAGGAAAGACAGUCCUCAUAACCGGUGGUGGCACCGGUAUCGGGGCCGAGACAGCCCGCUCUUUUGCGGCAGCAGGAGCAUCAAAGAUUGCUCUCUUGGGCCGACGCAUUCAGACCCUCCUGGACACCAAGGCAACGAUCGAAAAGGGCUAUGGAGAUAAGGUACAGGUCUUCGUCGCCUCUACGGACUUAACCAAGAAAGACGAAGUCGACAAAGCAUUUGACGAGUUCAUCUCUUCUACUUCCGAGGCCGGUGUCGACGGCCAGAAGAUUGACGUCCUCGUCAGCAACGCCGCAGCAUUAGGCCCCACGGAGGGUGUUGAAGACGUGGACGCCACCGUGUUUCUCGAAGGCGUGAACGCCAAUAUCAGCGGUGCACUACACCUUGCGCAGGCCUUCUCGCGCCAUGCUGCAGACGAUGCGGUAAUCAUUGAUGUCAAUAGCACGUCUGCCUAUAUGGAUUUUGGGGGAAAAGGUGUAGCGUACAGCGUUGCCAAAUGGGCAGUUUAUCGACUGUGGGAGGCUCUGGGUUCCGCCAACUCUGGGUUCAGUGUGUACCACAUACAGCCGGGCGUUGUGGAUACGGAUAUGAAUAGGGCUGUUGGCGGGAUCCAGGCUUUGGGGUACGAGGACCAUGUCUCUCUCCCUGCAAACUUCAACGUUUGGCUUGCGAGUCCCGAGGCCCAAUUUCUGAAGGGGAAGUUCGUAUACACGAACUGGGAUGUUGACGAGCUAAAGGCUCGAGCAGACGAGCUUGCAGCAAGCGCAGAGUUUAGCCUCGGCCAUGUCGGAUGGCCGUUCGACUCCAUUCUGAUUCUUGAUCUCUCAAUCUCACCUCCAGAACAGAAAAUGACGACCCCAAAUUCCUCCAAUGGCCAACCGGUCAAUGUCCUAUUUGUCUGCCUCGGCAACAUCUGCCGCUCCCCCAUGGCAGAAGGCGUCUUCCGCAACAUCGCCGCCAGCCACCCCCUAAUCAAGACCAUCGAUUCCGCCGGUACAGGAGCGUACCACGCCGGCGAGCCCUCGGACUCACGCACAAUGUCUACCCUCCGCCGCCAUAACAUUCGGAACUACCACCACCUCGCCCGCAAAGUUACGCUGGAGGAUUUCCUUAACUUCGAUUACCUGUUCGCCAUGGACGAGUAUAACCUGGAAGACCUGUUAGAGCUGCGCGCAUCUAUUUUGUCGACGUCGACUAAGAACACUGCGCGGGUGGCUCGGGGGAAGGGGACCAGGGCGGCGGUGGCUGCCUCGAUCACUGCGAGUGUUGAGGCUGGUGCGAAAGUUGCGGAGGUGCGUUUGUUUGGCGACUAUGGGCCGGGGGGAACCCUGCAUGAGCGUGUUGGAGGUGGAGAAGUUGUUCAGGAUCCUUACUAUGGUGGGGCGAAUGGCUUCGAGGAAGUCUAUCAGCAGGUGGUGCGGUUCUCGAAGAAUUUCGUCGAGUACCUGGAGAAGAAGAACCAGACUUGA